Messenger RNA from Capsella rubella, 1350 nucleotides. Its product is annotated as putative F-box/kelch-repeat protein At1g20940. The record is from RefSeq and is a predicted model, not a curated record. Gene Ontology annotation, molecular function: protein binding. NCBI's taxonomy places the organism in Eukaryota, Viridiplantae, Streptophyta, Magnoliopsida, Brassicales, Brassicaceae.
AUGAAUGACUUACCUUUGUUUGUUCUUGACGAUGUUCUCUUCAGAUUAGAACUCAAAUCUUUGGCGAUGAUGCGAUGCACAAAUAAAUUUUUCCAAUCUUAUAUAUCCAAUGACUCGGAUUUUCAAAUUGCAUAUUUUGCCAUGUACAAAAUCGAGCCUAUUAUGUUUCACCUUGACAGCUGUGGUGACCAUUACAUUUUCUGUUAUCCUUUGGGUUCUUCAUGCGAUUCUACAUCAUACGGAAGAAAAAAUAGAAUUGGAAUUCGUAACCGAUUAUAUAUAUUUGGCUCAUGCUCUGGCCUUCUCUUACUAUAUAUCAAUGGUCUCUUUGUUGCAAAUCCCCUCACAAAAACAUAUCGAAUCUUAGAUCACUCAGGGUCAAAGCUUAUACCUAGAAUAGUUGAUGGUUUGAAUCUCUCAGAUCCAUUUCUUCAUAUGGAGAGAGCAAUGUGCGUUGGUUUUGCAGUAAAUCGAAACCAAACGACCAAGAGAUUCAAGAUUGUCGGCAUACUCGAGAUGGAAACGGUAUAUGGAUUCGAGAUCAAUGAUGGAGAUUCUUGGAGACUAUCAGAAACGAGUAUCACCACUAGCACAAAAAGUGAUCUCACGACAAAUAUGAAACAUGUUUACUUGGAUGGCACGCUCCACUGGCUGAGAAACGACGGGAGCAUCAUAGCUUUCGAUUCGGAGACAGAGCAAGCACGACUGAUUCCUUCCAUAUUCCAUAGAAAACAGGAUAUGAAGUUACUAUUCGCAACGGACGAUAAGAUUAGCCGCUUGACUUUAAUAUCGGGGACAGAAGAAACAAUCUCAGUUUACACACUAGUCGAGAAUUCCAAGUGGACCCUUUCUAGGCAGAUCAAUAUCGUAUCCAUGGAAGGCAAUAUAAUUGUACGCUUAUCUCCUGAAACGCAGAAAUUGGGCGGUGAUUGGGAAGACCUUUUCCGUAUACACUGGAACAUGGUUGCGUACGAUGGUAAGUUUCUUGUGGUGAGAGAGAUGAGGAGAAUUACUUCGAGAGGUUUGGUUCAUUUGUACGACAUGGAAGCUAACAGUUGGAGAAUUUUGGGGUCAAUCUGGUGUGGGUAUGGUGAUAUCAGAAACUUCUAUAAGUUUACUCCCUCUUUGUUAUCUGUUGAGAAGGAUGAGCAGACAAAGGUUCUUAUAGCUUCGGAUGACCAACGCAUCCCCUAUCUAACUGAGGUUAUGGGACUCAUUGACACAACCAUGGGGAGUGGCAUUGGUCCUAACGUAGUUUCAAAUAUAGUUACAAUUUAUUAAAAGGGUUUUAUACAACAUAUAUUUUCCUUAACCUUGUUGACUCAGGGAAAGCUAUUUCCUUGAUCGCAU